ACUAUCUGACAGCAACUUACUGUACCUAUUUUCAAGCCUUGUACAUAAUCAAUAGACGCAAUAAACCCGUGCGAUCGUGCAGAUACGCGCAAUUUUGAGUAGUUAGUAGUAGUAUACCUACAACUGUUACAAUGUUAUAAAGUAACUAAGUACCUGUUGAUCAAAAUAUUUAAAAAGUAUUCACAAAAUAACUUACGUUCUGUUUAUAAAUAAACUGUAUUUCUCAAGAAAUUAUAAUUUAUCAGUAACUUAUAUAUUUACAAAUGUCUUAUGAUAAUUACAAUUAUCAGUUAUGUCAAGAUAUGGAUCAAAUCGGGGAACCUGCGGCUGAAAAUUUGGUAGGAUUUAAAUUUUUAUUGGGCGUUACCGAAGUAGUCGGACUUGUUUUAAUAAUAUUAAUGAUAAUAUGGACUAAAAAUUUCCAAGGAGGUUUUGCAUGGACUGAUAAUCUUACGCUCCAAUUUAAUUGGCAUCCAUUAUUAAUGACUAUUGGCCUCGUAUUUUUGUAUGGUAAUGGUAUGCUAAUUUACAGAUCACAAAGAACCGUACGCAAAAGAAGACUGAAGUUAUUGCAUGGAGGAAUUAUGAUUUUUACACUUGUACUGACUGUGGUUGCAUUAAUUGCCGUAUUUGAUUCGCACAAUUUAAAAAACCCGCCGACUCCAAACAUGUAUUCAUUGCACAGUUGGGUUGGACUCAGUAGUGUCAUUCUAUUUGCAUGCCAAUGGCUGGCAGGUUUUAUUUCAUUUUUAUUCCCUGGUCUUCACGUAUCAAUACGUUCGGCAUAUCUACCAAUCCACGUUUACUUUGGAACCGCUGGAUUUGUUGGUGUUAUCGCUUCCUGCUUAAUAGGACUAAAUGAAAAAGCUUUUUUCGCAUUAGAGCCAAAAUUAUAUUCGCAAUUCGUACCUGAAGGAAUUUUGAUAAACGUCAUGGGCCUACUGUUUAUAAUUUUCGGAGGUCUUACUGUCUACCUAGUGUCUCAUACCGGAUACAAACGACAACCACGCACUGAAGAUGAUAUUUUAUUAACUGGACGUCAGUAAAAAAUGUUAUUAUAUAUUUUGUGUCAAGUGAUUUUAAAGUAUAUGUGUGCUAAAUAGUAUUAAAAAAAUGCUGGUGCUUGUAUUUUUUAUGUUCUAAUAUUUAUUGAUGUAUGAUUCUAUUAAUAAUAUAAUAAAAAAUAUAUAUAUGUAUA
Messenger RNA from Microplitis mediator, 1198 nucleotides. Its product is annotated as transmembrane ascorbate-dependent reductase CYB561-like. The transcript is spliced from 5 exons. The coding region runs from base 264 to 1046 and encodes 260 amino acids. Gene Ontology annotation, molecular function: oxidoreductase activity. NCBI's taxonomy places the organism in Eukaryota, Metazoa, Arthropoda, Insecta, Hymenoptera, Braconidae. The record is from RefSeq and is a predicted model, not a curated record.